AUGCUGUCGCCUCUGACUGUGACGUUCGUUCAGUCGACAUUCCUCAAUGCCCUGUCGAACAUCCUAGCACAGCUAAUCGACCAGCGCAACAACACCACGCCCUUCGCGCUUAACACCUUAGCGCUACUGCAGUUUGUCACAUAUGGCAUCCUGAUCGUGCCAAUCAAUUUUUACUGGCAACGCGCCCUGGAGGCGCGUUACCCUGGUUUUCCAUCGCGCGCUGAGAUAGGCAAUGUCUUCCGGUGCUCAUCGCGGUCUUGUUCGUUGAAAUCAGUGUUUUCAUCCAUUCGUUCUUUAUUUUCUCCGUCCGCCUCGGAUGAUACCCUUCCGUCCAACAAGGAUAAGGAGAAAUGGGCACCUCGAGCUAGGAAGUCUGGUCUGCAUAGUUUUAUGAUGAAAUUCCUUCUGGAUCAGACGGUCGCGGGCGCUAUGAACAUUGUGCUAUUCAUCGUCCUGAUCCAUUUCUUGAAGGGGGAGACCUUGAAGCGGUUGUGGGAUUUGGUUUUAGAGGAUUUCCGUCCUAUCAUGAUUGCAAGAAUGAAGUAUCGUCCUGUUGUCUCUACUUUGAUGUAUACCGUCAUACCAGUCGACCGUCGGGUCGUUUUUGCCAGUGCUUGUGGGGUCAUCUGGGGUAUUUACCUGAGUCUUUAUGCAGCGGUCUAG
Penicillium pulvis is the source of this 663-nucleotide messenger RNA. RefSeq names its product Mpv17/PMP22 family protein. Gene Ontology annotation, cellular component: membrane; cytoplasm. The transcript is spliced from 3 exons. Lineage: Eukaryota; Fungi; Ascomycota; Eurotiomycetes; Eurotiales; Aspergillaceae. The record is from RefSeq and is a predicted model, not a curated record. The coding region runs from base 1 to 663 and encodes 220 amino acids.